AUGCAGCUUUUCCUGGUGAUAGCAGCUCUCAUGGGAGUCCUGUUCAAUGUCAGAGCAGCCUCCGUGGUUCCUGUCGAUGAUAGGAGUCCCAUGCACGUCAACAGGGAGUUGAGCAAAGAUCGCAAAGAGCUGAUCUUGAAGCUGGUGUCGGGCUUGUUAGACGGAGCGUUGGACACCAACAUGCUGCCCGGUGAAGCAACGCCCCUGGAGCUGGAGGAGCCUCUGGAGUCCCGUCUGGAGGAGCGGGCAGUCUACAACCGGCUAUCACUGCCCCAGCGUGACCGCAAAGCCCCCUGUAAAAACUUCUUCUGGAAAACUUUCACCUCCUGCUAA
Messenger RNA from Synchiropus splendidus (mandarinfish), 333 nucleotides. It is a transcript of the gene sst7, whose product is annotated as somatostatin family member 7. The transcript has 2 exons. Gene Ontology annotation, molecular function: hormone activity. Gene Ontology annotation, cellular component: extracellular region. Gene Ontology annotation, biological process: regulation of cell migration. The coding region runs from base 1 to 333 and encodes 110 amino acids. NCBI's taxonomy places the organism in Eukaryota, Metazoa, Chordata, Actinopteri, Syngnathiformes, Callionymidae. The record is from RefSeq and is a predicted model, not a curated record.